Gambusia affinis (western mosquitofish) is the source of this 3233-nucleotide messenger RNA. RefSeq names its product transmembrane protein 41aa (gene tmem41aa). NCBI's taxonomy places the organism in Eukaryota, Metazoa, Chordata, Actinopteri, Cyprinodontiformes, Poeciliidae. The transcript is spliced from 5 exons. The record is from RefSeq and is a predicted model, not a curated record. The coding region runs from base 109 to 942 and encodes 277 amino acids.
CGCCAGGACGUGACGUCACCACCCCGGUUGGACGUUGUUCUGCUCAGUGACAACAUUCAGGAGGGGAAGGGGAGAGAAAAGGUUGAGUUUUACUUUAUACCGGGGAGAAUGCGCUCCCUUAUCGGACUAUCCGUUGUUGUGACCGCAGCCACCCUGUACCUUUACUGUCUGUCUCUGUACCUUCCUGCUGGACCACGAAGAAAACCUCAGCCGUGUCCAGAGGAGAGGGAGUCCCAGCAGAGCUGCGACAUCUCCGGGGAACUCAGCAGGUUGAAGUUUCCAUCAGACCUGGAGGAGCUGCGGGAACUGUCUGAACUCCUGCAGUUUUACAAAAGGGAGCACACCGCAUAUGUCCUGCUCCUGUUCAGCAGCGCAUACCUCUACAAGCAGUCCUUUGCCAUCCCUGGAUCAUCUUUCCUGAACAUUCUUGCAGGAGCUAUCUUUGGCCCGUAUCUAGGACUGCUCCUUGCCUGUGUGCUCACCACGGUGGGCUCCACCAUGUGCUACCUCCUCUCCCAAGCCUUUGGAAAACAACACAUCAUAAAUCUUUUCCCAGAGAAAGUUUCCAUGCUCCAGAAAAAGGUGGAAGACAAUCGGGACUGUUUGUUCUUCUUUCUGCUCUUCCUGAGAUUUUUUCCCAUGACUCCCAACUGGUUCCUGAACAUAUCUGCCCCCAUCGUCAACAUCCCUAUCACAUACUUCUUUUUCUCCGUGUUUAUCGGCCUGCUGCCCUACAACUUCAUCUGCGUGCAGACGGGCGCCAUGCUGUCCGAGGUGUCCUCGCUGGACGACCUGUUCUCCUGGGAGCACCUCCUGCAGCUGCUGGCCAUUGCCUGUGUGGCUCUGGUGCCCAGCGCCCUCAUCCGGCGCCUCAACCAGCGGCGUGUCAAGCUGGCCGUCCAGCCCCAGAAUGGACUUGACUCGGAAAAGAAGGUGCAGUGACCCCGCAGGAGGGCUUAUACGUUUUUACCCAGUUUUCAGAUGCCUUCUGCUCUCCAGAGCAAACAUUUUCAAAGUGGCAGCUGUUCAGAAACACUUUGACGCCUGUGUUGUUGUUUUCGGUUAUGGAUCGCUUUACCCCCUGCCGGAAUUGUGUGGAGAUCAACAGGAAGCACUGCUUUUCUAAAAACUACAAAUGCAUUUGAUGGACUUUUUAAAAAAAAAAAGAAAGAAAAAAAGAAAUGUUUUCCAGUUUUGGUGUUUUGUAGCUACAGUAUUUGUGUAAUGUAUGAAUGUACAGGAAUCAUGAAGAGGAGAGAAGAUCUUUUUGCACUCAUGUUUGACAACAAGAGUUCUGCUUUAGUUUAAAUUUUGCUUUCAAAGUGCCUGUUUUGUUUUGGCCUUUAAAUUCUACCUCCAUGGACUCACUGAAAUAUUGAUGUGAAAACCGCGAAAGGCCUGCCCGUAUUCCUGCAGAUUAGAUGAUGUCUCAUGGGUUUAUGCUUGUCCUUUUUCUAUUUGUAACUUAAAAAUUGGCUAGUCUUAAGAAUCCACAUCAGUCAGUCGCAACAUUAAAGCGUACCAGGCCUUAAAUGUUCACUAAUAUAAAAGAACAAAAGUAAGGGGCCAAGCUUUUGUAUCUAAAGCCACUGCAUGUGCCUGGAAAGAGCCCAGAUGAACAAAGGCUUCGUUCACUAAAUCCACUGGACCCACAGCCGAUACCCCACUGUCACUUCAGGAGAUCUGGAGUUUCCCCUGUUCACAAUCUGAAGGGCCACUGUUGUUUUUGUGGAGCAGAAAAAUCUUCACAUCCUACUAUUUUAAAGUGGGUAACGAUGGGCUUUUCUUUAAUGCUUUUCCGUUCUUACUGUUGAAUUCUUUACUGAAUUUGAACUGCAAAGUUAUUUCUGACCUGGUGAAGCUUUGAGGUACAAACUCUCUUUUUAUGAAUUGUGUGUCUAUCUGUUUGCUGUGGGUGAACUUUUUUAUGCCUUCCUUUGAAAAAGGUUUUGCAUUUGCCUUUUCUAUUAUCGAGGUGUCAAUUAUUUUAAAUGUAAUGUUCAACAUUGUUAGUAUUUACAAACAAAGCACAUUUUAAUCCAGCACUUGGCUUCUGUACUGGGAUACCCAGUUAAGAUAAGUAAAAAGCCUUAAUGUAAAGGAAUCUUUCAUUGUAGCAAAAUCGAACAUUAACCCAUCGGAAAAACUUAACAUUAACAUGGAAGGUUUUUUUUUUACAGAAUGUAAUUUUUGCUGUAAUUCUUUUAAAGUGAAUAUAACUUCUAAUAUAUUUUUUUCAAAGUUGAGCUGUUUCAAGGAACUUUUAAAUUGCUACUAUUUAAAAUGGAAAAGACAAUAAGUCAGACUGAUCUGUGUUGAUCUUCAAAAGCUACUUGCUUAAACUUUCUCCUAUUUACAGCCAGAGCAAUAAGAAAAUGAAUCUUUAAAACAACUAACUGUGACAGCCAAGACUGGGCAAGAAAGGCAAGUCAGAACAGGAUGGUGAGAGGUUAAAAAUGCCCCCUUAGCGACCACUACAUACUCUGUACACACCAGUGAGGAACCUUUAUACCUUAACAAACAUAAAAUCACUGCGUUUUAACUGGAAAUGUCUGCUUUGCUCAGAUCAGACUAAUUAUGCACCUGCAGUUUGGGCAACACCUGCAGUUGCCCAAACUGUGGGUGUUGAGUGUGGAAAAAAAAAAGGACAAAUCUGCGGAAAGGCCCUCAUGUCUAGUGUGAUCCUGUCGCCUGUUUCUCAUGUAAAGGUUAGUGGAUGGCAUUAUGAGCUCUUUCAGGUGUCAUCACCAUUUUAAAUGCAAACUGAAAUGGUUGAUAGAAAACUGAACAACCUUCUAUGGGCUUCUCAAUCCUGUAUGAAACUGACUCUAAAUGCUCCAACCUUGUUAAAUGUUACAGGAGAUGAUUGGCAGUAGAGGGUUAUAAAAAGGUAUUUAGGACAAGUGUGCUUAUAAGUGAAUGUACUCAAAUUAAAGCUUGUUCUUUUUCUAAAAUGCUUUAGUGUUAUAUUGUUGCUCCAAUAAAAGAUUAAUUUAUUUCAAGGCUUUUUACAAGGGUGCUAAUGAACACAAUCGGUUCUGUAUUAGGACUCGGUUUGAAGCUGGAAAAAUACAUUGGACCAUCUUCAUUUAUUUCUAUUUAAAUUUGAUGUGCAAUAUUGUUUUCUGAAAGUCCCUCCUGUUGUUGGAGUUGUUGUAAUACAAGGACUUCUUUGUGCAAUGAUGGGUUUUGCAGGUGUAAGUGUUUCAAGUAAUAAAAACAAAACAAGCUUU